Messenger RNA from Aspergillus ochraceoroseus IBT 24754, 363 nucleotides. RefSeq lists its product as uncharacterized. Lineage: Eukaryota; Fungi; Ascomycota; Eurotiomycetes; Eurotiales; Aspergillaceae. The record is from RefSeq and is a predicted model, not a curated record. The coding region runs from base 1 to 363 and encodes 120 amino acids. The transcript has 4 exons.
AUGCUUCAGGCCUCUGCCUUGUCAUUUAUUGCCCUCUCGAUUGGACAUACAAUCGGAGGAAGACAAUGGACCCUUGAUCCAGCAUUUACCCUCAUCCCAGGUACUAAACCAUGGGCCUGUGCCAUUGUUGGCUGGUACCAAGGAAGCGCCUUUUUCUUCAUGACUGGCCUCCUGCAUUAUCAGUGGUCCCGUAAUCCCCGGGCGCUUUACGAUCCUACUAACAAAGCCAUCGCGAUAAUUUGCAAUGCGCUUCUGUGGACAAGUUCCGCAUGGUAUUUCCGCACCGGCAUUAAGGAGAAUGGCUGGGUGGUGGGAUCCGCGGCUGCGUUGCAGGCUUGUGCUGUGAUUAGGGCAUGCUGGUGA